Molecule: messenger RNA, 2757 nt
Organism: Miscanthus lutarioriparius
Lineage: Eukaryota; Viridiplantae; Streptophyta; Magnoliopsida; Poales; Poaceae
Source: the annotation of a GenBank genome assembly
AUGGUGACACUGCAUUCCAUGGUGACCCUGCUGCUGCUAGUGCUCCUACUCACAGCCCGGCCGGCAUCUUCCUCCUCCUUUAUUGGCAGGUACGAAUACCAUGAUCGUGAAGCACUGCUGGCACUCAAAGAGGCGCUGACAGACAGCUCGGGAUUACUAAGCUCAUGGAACAGCAGCAGCUCCGACUUCUGCCGUUGGGCCGGUGUGACAUGCAGCCGCCAGCAUCCGGGCAGGGUGGUUUCUCUGAGCCUGCGCCAGAAAAACCUGGGAGGCAGCAUCUCUCCUGUUAUCGGCAACCUCACCUUUCUUCAGUCGCUCGAUCUCUUCGACAACAUGCUGUCAGGGGAGAUACCGCGCACCAUCAGCCGGCUGCGUCGUCUGAGCUUUCUUGAGCUGGCGUACAACCAUCUUGCUGGUGAGAUUCCUGUAGACCUGGCCAACUGUUCCAACCUUGUGUACCUGAGCGUAGAGGUCAAUGAGCUUCAUGGGGGAAUCCCUAGUGGUCUGGGCUUGCUAUCUCAGCUGCGAGUCCUCUAUGUUGGCGAGAAUAAUCUCAUAGGACAUAUACCGCCAUCACUCGGCAAUCUCUCGGUACUCCAAAGGCUAGCACUCUAUCAGAACAAACUGGAAGGAACCAUCCCAGAGGGUCUUUCCCAUUUGAGGUAUCUCCGAUACAUCCAAGCGGCGAGGAACAGCCUUUCGGGCACAAUUCCACCUCUCUUCAACAUAUCGUCCCUCCAGUAUUUCGGUUUCAGCUCAAAUAAUCUGCAUGGCAGAUUGCCACCAGAUGCAGGCAGGCACCUGCCUGACCUUGAAGUGCUUCUUUUGGGUGGCGCUACGAACAAGAACAGCUUCUCCGGAACACUCCCUGCGUCCCUCUCAAAUGCCACCAAACUACAGCAGCUGGUCAUUGCCAACAACCACUUCGGAGGAAGGGUGCCUCCUGAGAUAGGGACGCUCUGCCCGGUGCUUGUUGAGAUGGGGAACAACAUGCUGAAAGCUGAGGAUGAUGCGGGCUGGGAGUUCCUCAGAUAUUUCACCAACUGCACCCGUCUAGAGGUUCUGGAUGUUAGUAAUAACACCCUGGGAGGAGUGCUUCCAAGUUUUGUAGCCAAUUUCACAGGUCCAAUACAGCUGCUACUCAUGUCAAUGAAUGGGAUGUCUGGGGUAAUCCCUCCGGGCAUUGGAAACCUCAUCAGCCUUGAGGACCUAGAAUUCGCUGGAAAUAAUCUGCAUGGUGUUAUACCUGAGGACAUUGGAAGACUUCAAAACCUGAAAUUUUUCACGCUGGAGGCGAAUCUCCUAUCAGGAGGUAUACCACCCUCCUUUGGCAACCUCACAGAACUGCUCACCCUAAUAUUAUCAAACAAUGAGCUCAAUGGCUCCAUUCCUGAGAACCUUGGGAGCUUGCACAGGUUAACAUCCAUGACAUUAUCCUUCAACAGGCUUACCGGUGCUAUCCCUGGAGUAAUAUUCAGCCUCUCAUCACUAACUGAUUCAUUGUUACUUUCUCACAAUUAUCUUUCUGGUGUUCUUCCUCCACAAAUUGGUAGCCUCCAGCAUGCGACAACAUUGGAUCUGUCAAAAAACAACUUAUCUGGUGAAGUACCAGGAGCACUUGGAGACUGUGCAAGUUUAGUAUACUUAUCUCUCGAUGACAAUUACUUCACUGGGAGCAUCCCUCCAUCAAUUGGUAAUUUGAAGGGCUUGACCAUGCUGAAUUUCACAAGAAAUGGGAGAAAAGGAUUGGACAGGAUCAAUGCUACACAAAACCAUUUGUUGGACAACAAGUAUCCUAGAGUUUCAUACCUCCAACUUUUUGAAGCUACGGAUGGUUUUGCCCCUACUAAUCUGAUAGGAGCUGGAAAAUAUGGAUCUGUUUAUAAAGGAAAUUUGUCUCUUACAAGUGCUAGGGAUUCUGUAGUCGCUGUCAAAGUGUUUACUCCACAGCAACCUGGUUCUUCCAGAAGUUUUUUGGCUGAAUGUGAGGCUCUACGACAAGUGAAACAUAGGAACUUGAUCAAUAUUAUCACCUGUUGCUCCAGUAUAGACUCUAGAGGGAAUGACUUCCAAGCUCUAGUCUUCGACUUUAUGCCCAGGUACAGCUUGGACAGGUGGCUGCAUCCAAGAAGCAAUGAGCAGACACACAAGUUAAGUCUAACCCAACUGAUGAACAUUGCGACUGAUGUAGCAGAUGCACUAUACUAUCUUCACAACAGUAGUUAUCCAACAGUGAUCCACUGUGAUUUGAAGCCUAGCAACAUCCUCCUUGGUAGUGACUGGACUGCUUAUGUUGCUGACUUUGGGCUUGCAAAGCUGAUUGGUGAAUCCAUGGACCGAUCAAAUUUGAACAUUGGGACUGAAAGCACUAUUGGGAUACGAGGAACCACUGGAUACGUCGCUCCAGAAUAUGGAGCAGGUGGUCAAGCAUCAGUUGCUGGUGAUGCCUACAGCUUUGGGGUUACUCUGCUUGAGAUGUUCACAGGGAAGGCACCAACUGAUGAUAUGUUCAUAGAAGGCUUGACCCUGCACUUGCUUGCUGAGGCAGGUUUACCUGACAGGAUAUCAGAAAUCAUUGACCCAGAACUAUUGCAUGCGGAGCUGUAUGACAAUGAUUCUGAGAUACUCAGUUGCUUAGCUUCUGUGAUACGAGUUGGCGUCUCAUGUUCAAUGGACAACUCAUCAGAAAGAAUGAACAUGGAACACGCUGCUGCUCAGCUGCACAGAAUCAAGGAUUACAUUGCAGAAAUCCCAUAG